AUGGAGAAACCGCAGUUAGAACCAAAUGUGGAGAGCGGGAAACCUUUAUCAGGGAAAAAAGCAAAAGUAUACCUGGACACGAUCCUGGUGGAGGAGCUGGGCCAGUUCGGGUUAUAUCAGCUACGGAUGAUGCUAUUCGCUGUAGUGGUGGUAGUGUUCAGCGCGUGGGCAACUGUAGAUCACAUCUUCACUACCGCUAGGAUUAGCACAAGAUGUUUAAUCCCCGAGUGUGACGAUCCAUCCAACACGGAGUUCGCGCCAAAAUGGAUCUUGAACGCGGUGCCCGGCACCAGCGCCACCUCGUUCGAGGGCUGUACGCGAUUCGCCAACGCGUCGUUAAUUAGCCCCGAGGCAAUACACCACACCUGUCCCGCCACCCUCUUCGACCAGCAGCGUACCGUCGACUGUAAGAAGUUCAUCUACGCAAACUCCGAAAGCAUCGUUUAUGACUUCGGGUUGGCAUGCGACGAGUGGCGGCGGUCGCUGAUCGGAACAGUGCGUACGGUAGGCACACUGGUUGCAAUGCCGCUGACGGGGUUCAUAUCGGACCAGCUGGGCCGGCGUACAGCCCUCGUGAUCAAUGCUUUUAACACUGCCUGGAUUGGCGCACUACGCUACUUCGCCAACACGUAUAUAAGUUUUCUUAUGUCCGAGUUCUUUGAGGCUGUUUUCGGUGCAGGUGGAUUUACUUGUACCUAUAUAUUGGUGAUGGAGCUGAUGGGUCCUAAAUAUCGUGUGGUGGGUGGAGUGGUGAUGAACACUUUCUUUGCGGUGGGGCAGGUGACUUUGGGCCUGUUGGCCUGGAUUCUGCCUUACUGGCGGCAACUCACGCUUGCGGUUUAUCUCCCCCAGCUCACUACCAUUUCAUUUUACUGGUUGAUCUCAGAGUCUGUACGUUGGUACUUGAGUAAGAGUCGCUUCGAAGAAGCUGAGAUAGUGCUUAAAAAUGUCGCUCGAAUCAAUAAGAAACAACUAUCAGAAAAGUCGCUUCAGAAGCUCAGAUACAAUGUGGAAGAGGAAAAGAAAAAGCAAGCCCGAGACACAGAAUUGAAAGCUAAGGAACCAUGGUUGAUAGCAGAAGUGUUUCGUCACAAAUCGAUUCUAGUGCGUUGCUUUGUGUCACCUCUGUGGUGGGUCACGGCGACUUUUAUCUACUAUGGGCUAUCAAUUAACUCGCUCAACUUGACGGGGAACAAGUACCUGAAUUACGUGACUGUAUCAGCUGUAGAGAUUCCCGGAUUUUGGAUUGCAUUUCUGUUGCUCGGAUUUGCAGGCAGGAAACCUGUGCUUAUUGGAGGCUUCUGGCUGUGCGCAGCUUGCCAGAUAGCAUUUAUCUUCAUCCCCUCUACGAAUGCCACUGCGUCGUUGGCAGUGUACAUGGUCGGCAAAUGCUCUAUCGCAAUGGUGAUGGCGGCCAUCUACGUGUAUACAUCGGAGCUGUACCCUACUAAGUAUCGCAACAGCCUCUUCGCAUUCUCCUCGAUGAUGGGCCGCAUCGGUGCCAUCCUGGCGCCACUCACACCUGCUCUUGGUGCCGAGGUGUGGGAGCAACUGCCGUUCGAGCUAUUCGGAGGGUGUGCACUGCUGUCGGGCCUGCUAGUGCUGCUCACUCCGGAGACGCUAGGCACGCAGCUGCCUGACACCAUGGAGGAGGCAUCCAACCUUAUUUGUAAACGGACAAAUGCAUCAUAAUCUUUAGUUCAGCAGUUUUCCGUACAAACUUUAUAUUUAGUAAUACUCUGUGAUAAUAUAAAUAAGCUAGCUUUGCCCAUUGUGUAUUUAAUCUGACAACUAUAUACUCGAUUACUUGUUACGAAAUGUUACAUGAUAAGCAUCCGACAUUGUCGGCGAUAACGUUUAUCGCUAGUGUCGUUUUCAAGAAG
Hyposmocoma kahamanoa is the source of this 1883-nucleotide messenger RNA. Its product is annotated as organic cation transporter protein-like. NCBI's taxonomy places the organism in Eukaryota, Metazoa, Arthropoda, Insecta, Lepidoptera, Cosmopterigidae. Gene Ontology annotation, biological process: transmembrane transport. Bases 1 to 1692 code for a protein of 563 amino acids. Gene Ontology annotation, molecular function: transmembrane transporter activity. The record is from RefSeq and is a predicted model, not a curated record. The transcript has 5 exons. Gene Ontology annotation, cellular component: membrane.